AUGACUACAAAUACAGGACAUUUAAAAAAAAAAAACGCAACCUCUCUCAGUCUAAAGCGGCAAAUCAUUCAUCCUCCUCCUCCUCCUCAUUAUAAUUAUUAUCCUUCUUCUUCCUCCUCCUCCUCCUUCUUCUUAUUCUUCUUCUUAUUAUUAUUAUCCUCCUCCUCCUCCUUCUUCUUCUUAUUUUUUCUUCUUUUGUUGCUGUUCUCCUAUCCUCCUCCUCCUCCUCAUUAUUAUUAUUAUUAUUAUCAUCCUCCUCCUCUUCCUUCUUCUUCUUCCUUUGUUGUUGUUCUCCUAUCAUUCAUCCUCCUCCUCAUUAUUAUCCUCCUCCUCCUCCUCCUCUUUCUUCUUCUUCUUCUUCUUAUUAUUAUUAUUAUUAUUAUUAUCCUCCUCCUCCUCCUUCUUCUUAGCCUCCUCCUCCUCAUCCUUCUUCUUCUUUUUAUUAUUAUUAUUAUUAUUAUCCUCCUCCUCCUCCUUCUUCUUAGCCUCCUCCUCCUCAUCCUUCUUCUUCUUUUUAUUAUUAUUAUUAUUAUUAUCCUCCUCCUCCUCCUUCUUCUUAGCCUCCUCCUCCUCAUCCUUCUUCUUCUUUUUAUUAUUAUUAUUAUUAUCCUCCUCCUCCUCCUUUUCUUAGCCUCCUCCUCCUCAUCCUUCUUCUUCUUUUUUUAUUAUUAUUAUUAUAUCCUCCUCCUCCUUCUUUUCUUCUUCUUCUUCUUCUUCUUCUUCUUCAAAUCCAUUGCCGCAUAUUUCUCCAUUAUUAAUAUAUUCUUUCCCACUCUUUCUUUUCAUUUUUCUUUCUUGUUUCUUCAUCGCUCUCUUUUCUCAAAAAUCUUUUAUUUCCAUUCUUUGCUGGUUUGGCAAAUUACUUGUACCAUUUUUUUUUUUAGUUCCAGACUUAAUUUCUUUCCGUAUUAUAUUCGAUGUCUUUAUCUCUUCGAUAAUGAUUUGUCUACUCAUAUUCCGUUCUUGUACCCUUGCAGCUCCCGUCCUUUAGUCUACCCUAUUUCUACGCACUUUCUUUCUUUCUUUCUUUCUUUCUUUCUUUCUUUCUUUCUGUUUAAAAAGACUAUUUUAUUUUCUUUCUUAUCUUUUUUCCCUUUAAUAUUCUUUAUUUUUUUCCUUAUUUAUCCCACCAAUCUUUUUAGUAUGUAG
This is a messenger RNA of Acanthosepion pharaonis, 1149 nucleotides long. The record is from the annotation of a GenBank genome assembly. Lineage: Eukaryota; Metazoa; Mollusca; Cephalopoda; Sepiida; Sepiidae.